GCAAUAACAUACACAAACCAAAUAUACAAAUUCAUUACGUUUUAGCAUCUCUGUCUGAAGAUGGCAUCACUGAGCUUCUUUUCUUGUUCAGUUCUUCAAUACAAAAAUUAUCAUAACAUAACUAGAAAAAUUGACAUUCACAAGCCAAUAUAUCCAUCAAAAUCAACAUCAGACAUUGUCACUGCAAAGGCCACUGCUGUGGUCCAACCCUUCGCUAGACGAUCAGCAAACUAUGCGCCGACAUUAUGGACGUUUGAUCACAUUCAAUCACUUUCUAGUGAAUACACAGGAGAAUAUUACAAGGCAAGAGCAAAUUCAUUAAAAGAUACAGUGAAGAAGAUGCUGGUAUCCAAGGUGGGAGAUCCAUUGAGUUCCUUAGAGCUGGUUGAUGAUUUGCAGAGACUCGGAAUAUCGUAUCAUUUUCAGGAGGAAAUAAGAAAUCUCCUGGAGAUGAUUUACUGCAGUUACUACAAACCUCAUGACCAGUGGGACAACUUAGGCUUGAACCUUAAAGCCCUUGGAUUUAGACUACUUAGACAACAUGGUUUUCAGGUUCCUCAAGAGAUAUUUCACAACUUCAAGAGCAAGAUUCAGAAUCUUAAGCCACAAGAGUUACUCGAGAAUACUAUCGGAAUGUUGAAUUUGUAUGAAGCUUCUUAUCAUUCAUUGGAAGAGGAGAGCCUAUUGGACGAUGCAAGAGACUUCUCAGCAACGUUUUUAAAAGAAAAUCAAGAUAGGUUUGAUGAGAAUAUAUCAUCAUUAGUAAGCCAUGCUUUAGAGUUUCCACUGCACUGGAGAGUACCAAGGAUAGAGGCAAAGUGGUUUAUCCACGCGUAUGAGAAAAGAAGUGACAUGAAUCCUAUAUUGUUAGAGCUUUCAAAAUUGGAUUUCGAUAUGGUUCAGGCUGUUCAUAUCGAAGAUCUAAAACACGCAUCAAGGUGGUGGAGUAAUACAAGAUGGGAUUCAAAGCUUAGCUUUAGUCGAGAUCGAGUGGUGGUGAACUUUCUGUGGACUAUCGGUUUUGGUUACCUACCUCAGUAUACCCUUGGAAGGAGAACACUAGCAAAGGUUAACUCCAUGAUCACCACUAUUGAUGAUGUUUAUGAUGUGUAUGGCAAUUUGGAUGAACUUGAACAAUUUACUAGAGUUAUCGAAAGAUGGGAUAUCAAUGCGGCCGAAGAACUCCCAGAUUAUAUGAAGAUAUGUUUCCUUGGAUUCCACAACACGGUCAAUGAGAUCGCCUAUGACACAAUGGCAGACACAGGGUUCUUCAUCCUUCCGUACCUCAAAAAAGCAUGGGCAGAUUUAUGCAAUGCUUACCUAGUGGAAGCGCGUUGGUACUAUGGUGGAUAUCAACCAACACUCAAAGAAUACUUGGAUAAUGGUUGGGUAUCAAUAUCGGGUCCAGUAAUACUCAUGAAUGCUACAUUUUUAACAUCGGUUGGUACAACUAACGAAGUGUUCCAAUGCAUGGAAGGACUUGAGAAAAUAGUUCACUACUCUUCACGAAUUUUACGGCUAGCUGAUGAUUUGGGGACAUCCGAGGAUGAAAUGGUAAAAGGAGACAUUUCAAAAUCAAUCCAGUGUUAUAUGCAUGAGAGUGGGGCUACUGAAGAAGAAGCUAGAAUGCACAUUAAAGAGUUGAUUUUGGAGACAUGGAAGAAACUUAACAAAGAACGGGCUCGUGCUAAUAGUCAGUUUUCGCGAGAGUUCGUUGAAUAUGCAACAAAUGUGGCUAGGACGGCACAAUUCAUAUACAGUGAAGGAGAUGGGCAUGGUCGUCCUGAUAUAAUUCAAUCCCACAUAUCAGCAUUGCUAUUUAAUCCUAUCCAAAGGACAAUAUAAUCAUCGAUGGGUAUUCUUUGUUGGAGGUGAAACUUUAUUUGUGUUAUUGGAUGUUUCAGCAUCCUAGUAAACUUAUAUUGUAAUAAUGAAGUUUAAAAUGGUUGUCUACGUAUUGUUGAUGUAAUUCAAUACACAAUCCAAGAAUAAUCAGUUUGUUGAAGGUGUUUA
Messenger RNA from Helianthus annuus (common sunflower), 2013 nucleotides. RefSeq names its product R-linalool synthase QH1, chloroplastic. Gene Ontology annotation, biological process: diterpenoid biosynthetic process. Bases 61 to 1845 code for a protein of 594 amino acids. The transcript has 7 exons. Gene Ontology annotation, molecular function: magnesium ion binding; terpene synthase activity. The record is from RefSeq and is a predicted model, not a curated record. NCBI's taxonomy places the organism in Eukaryota, Viridiplantae, Streptophyta, Magnoliopsida, Asterales, Asteraceae.